AUGCCAACUGCAGAUAUGUUCGAUCUUCCGGAGACGUUUCAUCACAACGGCUGGUCCAUCAGAUACCUAGCACGCCGGGCCAAGUACGUGGACUCGUUUGCAGCAGCAAGUCCCUGGGUCGUUUUCGUGCAUGGUACCCCAUGGUCCUCAGACGUCUUCCGGCCUCUGGCAAAUGCCUUGUCGGCGGGUGGUAGCUUCAACGUUGUUCUCUACGACCUCCCCGGAUACGGACAGUCACAAACAUUCAACAAUUCUCAGGCCGACUCACAGCCAGACACCUCCGUGAAGGCCCAGUCAGAGUCUCUUGCGGCAUUACUGCAACAUCUCGGUCUCGACGGCAAGGACGGAAACACGAGCGCCCACGUCGUUGCUCACGACAUCGCUGGGGUGAUAUCCCUGAGAGCUCACCUGUUGCAUGGUUGCGAAUAUCGUAGUUUGUGCCUCUUGGAUACGAACUGCGUGCUACCGUGGGGCGACAAACUUUACAAUUCAAUACGGUCCAAUGCAGCCGUCUAUGAGGAGCUCCCGGCUGUCGUGUUCGAGGGCUGCCUGAGGGCAAUCAUCCAGAGCGCCCGGGUCAAAGGGAAUGGGCUGGGCCUAGAAUGGGAGGAUGUUCUCGCACGGCCGUGGCUGACUGGAGGGUCUGCAUCUGACUCCAGUCUGCAGUAUGAUCCACAGAAGAACUUUGUCAGGCAGAUCAAGCAAUCUGAUGACAGUCACACGGCUGAGCUCCUCGACAACGGACUAUAUCCGAAGGUCCGCUGCGACAUCAAGGUUCUUUGGGGCGAAAAAGACGCAUGGAUCCCGUACGAAAAGAUGCAGAGCAUUGCAAGGCUGUUGGGAGACAGGCUCAAAGGGUUUGUUACAGUCCCGGAGGCUGGUCAUCUCAUCAUGCUCGAUCAACCCGAGCGAGUGACCUUGGAGAUUGCUCGAUGGCUUGAAAGGAAAGCUUGA
Messenger RNA from Diaporthe citri, 954 nucleotides. RefSeq lists its product as uncharacterized. The coding region runs from base 1 to 954 and encodes 317 amino acids. Gene Ontology annotation, molecular function: catalytic activity. The transcript has a single exon. The record is from RefSeq and is a predicted model, not a curated record. NCBI's taxonomy places the organism in Eukaryota, Fungi, Ascomycota, Sordariomycetes, Diaporthales, Diaporthaceae.